GGUACCUCUUCGGGCCUCAGUAUACCUCGACGGGUCGCAAGAAAUCCACUGGGUACCGUCGGAAAAGCGCGAAACUAAGUUCGUCAAACUUCGCCGUUGGAACCACGCUUCUUGCGAGUUUUUUGUUUUUUUGCGUGUUCUUGAGUGGCAGAUCAAGGAUACAGUGUUGGGUGCAUCCAGUUUUCGAUUGGGGGUUCUAGUUGUGACUGAGUGGCCGCUACAGUUUGGACCGGGUGACGUUUAAUCGAGAAAAAAUGCUGUUUACGGGAGUUCCGUGAUUCGGGCGGCCAUUUUGCAUUCCAAUCAGAAGAGAGACGGAAGAAAGAAGAGAAGGCGAAGAUUGAACCCGAAGAUGAAGACAUGCUGAUGCGGUCCAGUCUGGAUAGGACGUAAUAUGUUGCUGCCAGCGAAAUUUGCAACGUUUCUGCUUCUACUUGCGCUCGUGGCUGGGCAGGGACCUGGAUCGGGACUAAAGGCUGCUCCACCACAUCCAGAUGAUCGGAAAAACCCCUCAACAAAAUAUCUGUUCCAAGCAAAUUUCUUUGAAGAGCCAUCCCUAUUGAACAUGGUUGAGCUAAAGUCAAAUUCCCCACCUGACACUCUAUCCAGUUAUCUGGAAAGAUUCCAGUACAACCUGAUUAGUUCCAAUGGGUUUUUGGGGAUGGGGCCAAAUGAAGGUCGAAUUGUACAUCUGGGGCGUUCAGCAAGACAAAUUCGCAGCAGGCCUGUUGAGGUACUUUCGAGUCCAGAAAGGCUCCAGAGUAGCGCAGCUGACGCUUUUGGGAAUCCCGAGCAGAUGCAGAGCAGGGCUGUUGACACCCGGGUGACAUUCGAGAUUCCCGAAGGGGAGCCGAAGGGCACUCGGGUGGGGAAAAUUCCAACUAAGCCGGGAUUUACCUAUAGAUUCAAUGAGGCGCCCAAAGAGUUUGUGCUAGAUCCAAAGAGCGGCGAAAUCGCCACCAAUCAGGCGCUGGACCGGGAAAUAUUGACCAAUGACCGCUACGACUUAGUGGUGUUGUCCAGCCAACCGACCUACCCGAUCGAAGUGCGUAUUUUCGUGACGGACGUCAAUGACAAUUCGCCGGAGUUUCCCGAAAGCUCGAUCGGCAUCAGUUUUUCGGAGAGCGCAGUAGCCGGCACGCGAUCGCUUUUGGACGUGGCAACCGAUCGCGAUUCGGGCAAGUUCGGUGUCAGCGACAACUAUCGGAUCGUGGCCGGUAACGAGAACAACAAGUUCCGAUUGGUUGUGACUACGAAUCCCAGUGGCGACUCAUCGUACCUACAUUUGGAAACUACCGGCAAACUUGACAGGGAAACUCAGGGCGUUUAUGCGUUGAAUAUCAGCGCACAGGAUGGCGGAAAUCCUCCAAGGUUCGGGUACUUGCAAGUGAACGUCACAGUGCUUGAUGUCAACGACAAUCCGCCGAUAUUCGACCACAGCGACUACAUUGUCAGUCUAAACGAAAGUGCGCCUCCCGGCACUCCAGUGUUGCGCGUUACCGCCACUGAUAACGAUCUUGGGGAUAACGCCAAAGUGACGUACUACUUGGACGAUGACGUCGUGCAGUUCGGCGUCGAUCCAGAGACCGGCGCAGUUUCCACUACGGAACCACUAAAUUGCCCAAUUCAGAAUUGUCAGGUGCAAAAGUCAGGGGCGGGGUGCCCAAAAAGUUGCGUGUUUACGGUAUUCGCCCGCGAUCACGGUAUACCGCGACAGGACGGCCGGACUUAUGUGACAGUGAACCUGCUGGACGCCAAUGACCACAGUCCAGUCAUCAAAUUUCGGUACUUUCCACCAACGGCCAGUUUCGCCACUGUGGACGAAAAUGCCGGCAAUGGGUCCGUAGUGGCUGCCGUUUCCGUUGUGGACCAGGACGAAGGUCUGAAUGGGGAAACGACGGUGAGGAUUCUAGCGGGCAAUGAGCGCAAUCAUUUCCGUCUGGACUCAACGCCCAGUUUCGACAUUGUCCGAGUCAGUGGCGUGCUGGACCGAGAAGAAAUUUCCGUGUACAACUUGACAGUGGCCGCCACUGAUAAAGGGAACCCCCCGCGCACUGCCACUGCCUUCUUGGUGAUUCAUGUGAAUGACGUCAACGAUCACGAGCCAGUGUUCGAGAAGACCGAGUAUGGGGCUGUUCUGAGCGAGCUGGCACCUCCGGGUACUUUUGUGGCCGCUGUCGCCGCCUCGGACGAGGACAGCGGCGUUAAUGCGCAAGUUCACUAUGCGUGCCUGUCCGGCAACGAGAACGGCUGGUUUGAAGUGCAACAGGACACAGGCCUGGUCACGACCAAAAGUGCUCUGGAUCGUGAGCUGCAGGGCACUGUGGAGUUGAAUAUUUCCGCCAUGGAUGGAGGUCCAAAUCCACGAUGGGCAUUCACUCAGCUAAAGAUCACCAUACUGGAUGAGAACGACCAGGCGCCCCAGUUUUCCCAGGACAAUAUCGACGUGGCGCUUUCUGAGGACGCUCCCCCAGGCACUCUGGUUGCCAUGCUAACGGCCGUCGAUAAGGACCAGGGAACCAAUGGGAGCGUGUCCUAUUUGUUGCACUCCGGCCUGGACGACGCCUUCCAGCUUGACGGCCUAACUGGUCAGCUGACUACUAAACGGCGCCUGGAUCGAGAGAAAGUCUCCAACUACACGAUCCGGGUGGUGGCACGCGAUCAAGGCAACCCGCCUCAAAGCAGCACUGCCACCGUCCAACUCCAGGUUCUGGAUGAGAACGACAACUCGCCGGAAUUCUAUCCUAAGUACUACUUUGCCCCCGUUUCGGAAGACUUAGCUCCUGGCGCUAUCAUCGUCAGGGUCAGGGCGGUGGAUCGUGACGACGGCGUCAACGCGCUGGUCACCUACCAUCUAGAGGAGCCUACACAGGAGGAGUUUUUCGCCAUUGAUCCCAACUCGGGAGGCCUCACGCUCAAAAAGCUGUUCCCCAAGUCACUAGUCAAGCUGCAAGUGUCUGCUAGAGAUCACGGCGGGCGUCGCAGUGUAGAGGACGCAGUGGUGGAGGUCGUUAAGGAGAACUACGUGGAGGAGCUAAGCUUUGAGAGCUACGGGUACGAGUUUCGCAUUGUCGAAGAUCCAGAUGAUGCAGCGUCGUUUAAAAGUCGCAAAGUGGGAGCCGUCAGUGUACGAAACAGUGCAGCCACCUACACCAUUGUCUACGGUGAUCCUCACGGCAUUUUCCGCAUCGACGGCAACACUGGCAACAUUGCAACUGCGCAGAAAGUCGACUGCGAGCUGCAAAGCACGUACACGUUGAACGUUGUUGCGCGCCAUGGACUCAGCUAUGGCAAUGCCACUGUGAAAAUAUCGGUAGCUGAUCUCAACGACCAUCAGCCUGACUUUGUGCGUGCGAAGGACGAGAUUUCAUUGGACGAAAACGCGGCCGUGGGUCAAGAAGUGUACUUUGCCAGAGCGCGCGAUUUGGACGCUGGAGAAAACGGGCGAAUCAGCUACGAGCUCAGCUAUAAUCCAGGAGAAGUGUUUCGGAUUGCCACCGCUACCGGAGCGUUGUAUCUGAAUCGGCCAAUCAGCGCCGAGCCCGGCUCGGACCUGGUCGUUACGAUUACCGCCACCGAUUCCGGUUCACCGCGACUCUCAGCCACGAUGCGCCUGCGCGUUACAGUAGCUGACGUCAACGACCAUACGCCCGCCUUUGACCACACGUCCUAUGAAACGUCGCUGUCGGAAUUGACGAAAGUGAACGAACGGUUUUUCGCAGUGGCCGCGAGCGACCCAGAUCUAGCCGAUAAUGGCCGAAUCAGCUACACGAUCAGUGACGGCGACGCUGAGGGAGUGUUCGGUAUUUUCCCGGACGGAUUUCUGUUCUUGCGCAAGACGCUGGAUCGGGAGAAUCGAGACUACUACGCCCUUGAAGUGACAGCCACGGAUUUGGGAGAGUGCGCAAGAUCUUCAACCGUGCCAGUGGUGGUGCAUGUGGUGGAUGAAAACGACAACGCCCCCCGUUUCACCAAUGAAACGUUUGCGAUGGAAGUGGGCGAAAAUCAACCUGUGGGCACAUUUGUGGGCAAACUGACAGCGACGGAUAAGGAUAUCGGUCGAAACGCAGAACUGAUUUUCGCCCUUUCGCGGCUCCAAAACGACUUUUCCAUCGACCCGAAGAAUGGAUUUCUCAGAACAAGGAGAGUGUUUGACCGAGAGGAGUUGGUGCGUCACGGAGAUGGCGCUUUCGUCGCCCUGGACGUCACCGUCAUGGACAAUGGCACCCCGCGUCUCAAGGACAAGGUCAAGGUUGUUGUCAAAGUGACGGACGAAAAUGACAACGCUCCCCGUUUCCUGCGCACUCCCUACAAAGUCCAAGUAUCAGAAGGUAGCGCUACGGGCGCUCAGAUUCUGAGGCUGUUUGCUCAAGAUGCUGACGAGGGGCUCAACGGGGACGUUUACUACUCAAUUCUGGGCGGAAACGAUGAUGGCAAGUUCGAAAUCGAAGAGACCACAGGUCAAAUCGUGCUCAGCGGCCAGCUGGACCGGGAAACCACCUCAAAGUACACUCUUAUCGUGCAAGCGCGAGAUGAAGGUUUGGUUCAACUUUUCACUACAACCAGUGUAGAGGUUCAGGUUUUGGAUGAGAAUGACAACGCACCUGAGUUUGCACAGACGACUACGAAAAUCUCAGUGAGCGAGUCAACCAAGGCCGGCACUGAGCUCAUCCGAUUCAAGGCCACCGAUGGGGACUUGGGAGUCAACUCAGAAGUGUCCUAUUCGAUAACUUGGGGCAAUCGCAAGGACGUAUUUUUCAUAGAUAAAAGCAGUGGAUCGCUGUUUCUCCACAAGCCUCUGGACUACGAAGAUGUUCCUUCAUACGUCUUGAAUAUUACUGCCAUGGAUAAUGGAAGCCCGCGACUGUAUUCCUCCAUUUUGUUUUCCGUUGCUGUAGAGGACGCCAAUGACAAUCCCCCAUCCUUUCCUAGCACUGCCAUUGUGCGCCAACUGAAGGAAGGGAUCCCGGUGCGCACGCCAGUUGUCACAGUGACAGCUAGUGAUCCGGACUCUGGACUCAAUGGGAAUAUAACAUAUUCGAUUUCCAACCAAGAUCCCGACGACUCUAAUCGACAUUUUGGGAUCAAUCCUAUCACAGGGGUGAUUCACACGCUGCGAGCCAUCGAUCGGGAAACAAUCGACUAUUUCCGGCUAACGGUCGUGGCAACGGACAUGGCCGAACCCCCAUCCAGUCGUCUGAGUGCCGAAAAGUUGGUAACCGUGAUUGUCGAAGACAUUAACGAUAACCUGCCGAUUUUCGUGUCAAUGAACGCGGCAAUUUUAUCAAUACGCGACAUUGACCGACCAUCAAUAACCGUCACCACGGUGUACGCACGCGACAUCGAUUCAGCUACCAACGGCUUAGUGACUUACGAAUUGCUGAGCGAUCCUAGCGACGCGUUCGCAUUGGAUCAGAGUUCGGGAGUGUUGCGCCUGCGGAUACCACUCACCAAUCCCGAGCCUACUUAUCGGCUGAGCGUCAAAGCCACUGACGAGGCUGUCCAAUCGGAGCGCAGAAGUUCCGAAGCCUACAUUACGAUCAUAACCGAACGCGAUGUGACCGGGCCCAAAUUUGACAGUUCGGGCUUUUCCGGCAGUGUUUUCGAAAACGAACCGCCCGGUACGUCAAUUCUCACAGUGUCAAUCAGUGCCAAUAUCGAUGUAGAGUACUACAUUACCAAUGUGACGGGAAAUGGGGCGCAAGUUGAUCGACUGUUUGAGAUCGACACCAAACUUGGUGUGCUGUCAACUGCCGUAGAGCUGGAUCGAGAGGCAGGAAUAGACACUUAUGUGGUGGAAGUCUACGCAGUUGUGAUUGGGGCUGGAGGCGCAAAAACUUCCAAAACAAAGGUGGAAAUCACUGUCCUGGACAAAAAUGACAGUCCGCCAUCGUUCGCGUCCGCCCCCCUCCACUACACGGUGUCCGAGGAAUUCGGCCCGGGACAGACCGUGUCCACUAUCCGGGCUGAAGAUCCCGACACUAUUGGUCAGCUCGAGUACAAAAUCCUGGGUGGGGAUGAUGGCAAGUUUGGAUUGGACAGCGAUAGCGGCGUUCUGAAGCUAACGGACAGCCUGGACCGGGAGACUAAGGACGUGUACCGGCUGUCCGUGAGAUGCAGCGAUGGGCAACAAUAUACCGAUACUGUGGUGACGAUUGAGGUUAGCGAUUCCAACGAUAAUCCGCCAGUUUUCUUGGAACAGGCCUAUUCGUUCGAUAUUCCGGAAAAUGCAAUGCGUGGCUUUCGAGUGGGGCAAAUCCAGGCUGCCGACGCUGACUUGGGCGCGAAUGCUCAGCUCACCUUCACAGUGAUCAGCGACUGGGCUAAUGACGUGUUUUCGCUCAAUCCCCAAACCGGAGUGUUCACUUUGACCUCGAAACUGGACUAUGAGGAGGUGCAGCACUACAUUUUGGUGGUUCAAGCUCAAGACUCUGGCAUCCAUCCACUAAGCAGCACUUUGACGGUCUACUGUAACGUGUUGGACUUGAACGACAAUUCGCCCAUAUUCGACCCAAUGUCGUACAGUAACGACGUGUUCGAGAACAUCACUAUCGGCAGCGAAAUUGUGACUGUUAGCGCAACUGAUCUGGAUUCUGGUGAGAAUGGAAAAAUCGCCUACAACAUCACAGGAGGCGACCCAAACAACGACUUCCGCAUUGCUCAGAACGGAACCAUAACCACAAUACGGCACUUGGACAGAGAGACAAUCAGCCUCUACAAUCUGAUCGUGACCGCUACCGAUCAAGCUAUGGAGCCUCAGAAGCGACUGUCUUCGACCGUGCAGGUCACUGUCAUCGUCAAGGACGUGAACGACAUGGCGCCGGAAUUCGUUACGCCCAAUGAAACAGCCGUCAUAGAAAAUAUCGCGAAGAACAGCAUGGUUAUGGCCAUUAAGGCAAUUGAUAAAGACGAGGGCAGGAACGGCUACAUUGAGUACUCGCUGUCACAGAAUCCAGUGUUUUCAUUGGGGUCGGUAGAUGGGGUGCUGCGUGUCAGCGGUCCGAUUGAUCGUGAGCUGCGCAACAACUACACGGUGAUGGUCACCGCACGGGACCGCGGUGAACCACCGAAAAGCGCCAAUAUGUCGCUACUGGUACGCAUUUUGGAUGAAAAUGACAACAGCCCUAUAUUUGAUCCGAAGCAAUACAGCGCAACUGUAGCGGAGAACGCUUCGAUUGGUGCAAUGGUUUUACGGGUUUCAGCCACUGACGUAGAUGACGGCCUAAAUGGGCGUGUCCGCUACUCGAUAAGUCAUGGGGACACCAAUCGCGACUUCAGCAUUGCGGAGGACACUGGUAUUGUGCGCGUUGCCAAAAACCUCAACUUUGAGCGCACCUCCAGAUAUGUCCUCACCGUUAAGGGGGAGGACUGCGCGGGUGAUGUGAGCGAGGGCGUCGUGAGGUCUGAUACAGCCAUAAUCACUAUUUUGGUGUCCGAUAUUAAUGACAAUCCCCCCACUUUCCUUGAUUCCCCAUACUUGGCUUACGUUACCGAGAAUGUGGUGCCUCCUAAUGGCGGUUACGUCAUCACAGUUAAGGCCUACGACGCAGACACGCCUCCUUUCAACAAUUUGGUUAGAUACUUCAUCAAAGAGGGCGACACGGAUAUUUUCCGAAUCAACGCAUCAACGGGGGAUAUUUCGCUGUUGAGAGCCUUGGACCGAGAGGCUCAGGACGAGUAUGUUCUGAGCCUGGUUGCCAUGGAUACCGGUUCGCCACCGUUGACCGGCACCGGGACGCUGCGCAUCGUCGUCCAGGACGUGAAUGACCACAGUCCGGAAUUCAAGCGGCAGUCGUACCAAACAUCCAUCAAGGAGAAUUCUCCUAUCGGAUCUUGGGUGUUGACCAUUGCGGCCACGGAUCGAGACAUCGGGCUGAACGGACAGAUCCGCUACAGUCUGUUGGGGGAGAAAAUUGAAGGGUUUAAGGUGGACCAGGAUACUGGAGUGAUCACAACCAGCACUCCUUUGGACCGGGAAACGACUGCGUCGUACUUCCUUACAUUGAUUGCGCAGGAUUGUUCGCUGACAGAGCCCAGGGCUGCGGCAGUAAACUUAACUAUCGACGUUUUGGAUGAAAAUGACAACUCUCCAGUGUUUGCCUUCAGCAAAUAUGAAGUUUACAUCUCGGACCAGACUAGAGCGGCGGACUUUGUGUUCGGAGCGAGAGCAACCGACGAAGACUCCGGCAUGUUCAGCACCAUCUUCUACACAUUGAUCGGCGAGCAUGCGCAGAACUUCACCAUAGACACCAAGACAGGAGUAAUUCGUGCGCUCUACGACCUGCAGCGCUCGUCCACCCGAAUGUUCAACCUGGAAAUUGAGGCUCGGGAUGGAGGCAGACCGCCCAGGAAAACCAGCACGGAACUGAAGGUUCACUUGAAACCAGGCGAUUUAUUCCCUCGCUGGAGUUCUCCAGGGAAGACCAACUUUAUUCUGUCCGAAAACGUGGAGGCAGGAAAAGUGUUUGCUCGAUUCAAGGCCACUUCCCCCAAAAAGGGCCCCAGUGGGGACGUCAAGUAUGCGAUCGCAGGCGGCAAUGUGGGCGAAUCGUUGAAAAUUGAUCGCAAUUCCGGGGAAAUUCAAAUUUGGGGCAACGGAUUAGACUAUGAAACCGCUCAGACCUACCGGGUGUGGAUCGAGGCGCAGGACAGCGACUUGCCUCCUUUGCGCAGCGUUCUUUCGUUGACCAUCAACGUGACUGACUUUAACGACAAUCCGCCCGUUAUGAAGAGCCAGCUUUACAACGCUACCGUUAUGGAAGAGGAAUUUCCGCCGCUUCUCGUGGCUGAAAUCAGCGCUUCCGACCGCGAUUCAGGAGAGAAUGGCCAAAUUACCUUUAAGCUUAUGGAUGACUUUGAGGGCGCUUUUGAAAUAGACGCCAACACUGGAGAGAUUUACACUCAAUCGAAGUUGGACAGAGAGAGUGUGGCUAGUUAUGAGCUCACAGUGGUCGCUGAGGACCAGGGGGUGCCGCAACUGACUGGCACCACCACAGUCCUGGUCACUGUCCUGGACAAGAACGACAACCCGCCCCGAUUUACGCGGCUGUUUAGCGUCAACGUAACGGAGAACGCAGAAAUCGGCUCGUUUGUAAUAAAAGUGACAAGUUCCGAUCUGGACUUGGGCGAGAACGCCAACGCCACCUACAGUUUCGUUGAAAAUCCCGGCGAGAAGUUCAAAAUCGACGCAAUCAGCGGAAAUGUGACCGUAAUAGGUCACUUGGAUAGAGAGCAACAGGACGAAUACCUGUUGAAGGUGGCAGCAGUGGACGAUGCGUGGCGCUCAGAAACGCCGCUCACCAUCACCAUCCAGGAUCAGAACGACAACGCGCCUGAGUUUGAACACUCAUACUACAGCUUCAAUUUCCCUGAGCUGCAGCGUUCUGUUGUGUCUGUGGGACAGGUGCUGGCCACGGAUCGGGACAAGCAAGGGCCUAACUCGGUGAUCAGCUAUAGUCUGCAGCAGCCUUCCGAUCUGUUUAGCGUCGACCCGGCUUCUGGCGAGAUCAUGAGCAAGCAGAGCAUCAGGUAUAAAUACACCAAAAUGGAGCUGUCGCCUGAAAACACCUACUCUCUUACCAUCCUGGCAACGGACAACGGAAAGCCGCCGAUGUCUUCUGAAUGCGCCGUUACUGUAAACGUCGUGGACGCCAACAAUAACGCUCCGCAGUUUGAGCAACGCGAUUUUCUCGUUCCGGUGCCCGAAGACGCCCCUCCAGGCCAGAAGCUGCUGCAACUAGUGGCUAAGGAUGAGUUCGAUGUUGGCGUCAAUGCAGAAGUGGAGUACUCGAUCGCGUCAGGCAACAGUUCCGGCAAGUUCACGGUGGACCGGGUGGACGGCUGGAUUACCUUAAAGGAAAAGGUGCGUGGCGCUGGUCAAGUCUACACAAUGCGAGUGCGCGCCAUGGACAAGGGCAUACCUCCUCAAGCGGACACAGUGUCAGUGACCAUGGUAGUGACCGGCGACAACCAAUUCGCGCCCGUUUUCAACUCUCUGAGCUACCAGGUGAUAGUGCCGGAAAACGAGCCACUAGGCACUGUCAUUCUACACAUCAACGCAACAGACGAGGAUUCCGGUCCGAACGGGCUUCUGCGCUACGAAAUAGCGGCAGGCAACAACCGAGCGGACUUCGGGAUAGAUGAAGUGACUGGGGCGGUCUCAAUAUUGCGCCCUCUGGACUUUGACACAAUCAACAGAUACGAGUUGAGCGUAGUGGCGCGGGAUUUAGGAUUCGCAUCAAAGCGUGCGAGUGCCGUGCUAGUGAUCACAUUGACAGAUGUCAACGACAACAGUCCGGAGUUCGAGCGAGUGGUUUACGAGGCCUUUUUGAAGGAAAAUCGACCGGAAGGCGAGCUUCUGUGCCAGGUGGUUGCCAAAGAUCGCGACUCACCGAGAAACGCCAUAAUUGUCUACUCCAUCGCUGAAGGUCCAGACAAGGACUUCUUUUUCAUUGACGCAAAGUCCGGCAAAAUAACGUCCAAACUGUCGUUCGACUAUGAGGAGAAGAGCGAAUACUCACUGAAGAUUGUGGCAGCCAAUCCAGAUUCGCCGAUGUUUGGCGAGACUCACGUCAACGUCCACAUCGUAGGCGUGAACGAGUUUUACCCAAAGUUCGUCCAGUCCGCUUUCCACUUCGACGUGUCCGAGAGUACAGAGAUCGGAACUGUGAUUGGAACGGUCUUGGCCACCGAUCAAGACUCCGGCGAAGAUGGCCGAGUUUACUAUCUUCUAGUUGGUUCUAGCAAUGAUCGAGGGUUUAUCAUCAAUGGCGAGUCGGGCGCAAUAAGUGUGUCUCGAAAUCUGGACCGAGAGACGCAGAAUCGCGUCAUUUUAACGGUGAUGGCAAAGAACGCUGGCGGAAUCCGGGGAAAUGACACCGAUGAGGCGCAGGUCAUUGUCACUGUGCAGGACGGCAACGACCCUCCCGAAUUUCUUCAACUUAUCUAUCGGGCAGAGGUUUCGGAAGCGGCGCCCAUUGGUACCAAGGUGAGCAGCGUCAAGGCAGUGGACAAAGACGUGCGCUACCAAAACAACCAGUUCAGUUACUCAAUAAUGGGCGGCAACGUGGACCAAGCCUUCAAAAUCGACCCCCAAUCGGGUGAUAUCCAGACGGCACGCGCUCUGGAUCGAGAGACUAUUUCUGGAUAUUCACUGACUGUAGGCGCGAUUGAUACUGGAUUUCCGCCGCAAACCGGCACUGCAACCGUCCAGAUCGAGGUGCUGGACGUGAACGACAAUGGCCCAAUAUUCGACCCGCCUCAGGUGGUAGGGAGAGUAAUGGAAAACGAGCCUCCUCGCACGAAAGUAAUGGUGCUGAGCGCCAAAGAUCCUGACCUGCCUCCCAACGGGGCUCCAUUCACCUACACGUUAGUGGGGGGCAAGGAGCGGGACUUUGUGCAAAUCGACAAGCGCAGCGGAUCGAUCAUCACCACUCGGAAAAUCGACAGAGAAGUAACUCCAGAGCUGCACCUAGUGGUGGAAGUAGAGGACAGCGGCACCCCGUCAAAGAGGAGUCAACAUCCGGUCAAGAUUGUCGUUUUGGAUGAAAACGACUCGGAGUCCACUCCGAGGUCGGUGCAUCUGGUGGUGCGCACCUUUAGAGGCUUGUUCCCAAGCGGGGUUGUCGCAAAAGUGCAACCCAACGAUCCGGAUAUUACCGGCGACUACAAGUGCAAAAUAUUGCAAAAACCAGCCUCGCCUGAAGUGCUGCGCAUUCUGCAUGGCUGCGAUCUCGAGUUAGUAGACGCGCAAGCUACUUCCACUUCUAGGGGCUACUCAUUGACUGUAUCUGGACACGACGGGAAACACCAAGCGGUCAUAUCGACAGUUACAAUGGAGAUCAGUCAGUUUGACAACGCAACCAUCGAUAACUCGGUAGCUUUAUUGGUCCGAAACAUGACAGCCGUCACGUUCCUGGCCAAUCGCUAUGCGGCAUUUAUGGAUUCUGUGAAGUCCGGCUUGGGGCGGGAGGAAACGCUUGAUCUUUUCAGUCUGCACGACGGCGAGUCGGGCCUGGUGCUGAGCAUGGCGGUAAAAAGUCGCGCCAACUACAAAAGCCAGUUAUACACCAAGGAAAAGUUGCUGAAAAAGCGCGAGGAUUUGAUAGGCCUGUUCCGAAGCGAGGACUUUGUAAUUGGAUACUCCGCCUGCGACGACAACACCUGCGAUAAUGGGGGCAUUUGCACUGAAUCACUGAUUGCCAAGCGCGCUACCAAGACCGUGGAUACUCCGGCGCUGAUAUUUACUGCGCCGUUGCUUCAGCACGAGUCCGCUUGUCGAUGCGCAGACGGUUACGCAGGAGCCACUUGCGCCCAACGUCAAGACCCCUGCUUGCCCAACCCCUGCAAGAACAACGCGCAGUGUCGUCGGCAAGGGUUUGACUAUCAAUGUUUGUGCCCCCACAAUAAGGAUGGCAAGCAAUGUGAGUUAAACAAGGAGGACGCGUGUUCGGAGAACCCCUGUCAAAACGGCGGCACUUGCAAAGAGGGCCCGGAUGGAUCCAGCUUCUUCUGUUUGUGCAGAUCCGGCUAUCGCGGCAACCAAUGCGAGACCCUUUCGGACUCAUGCAGACCAAACCCCUGCCUACACGGGGGCCUUUGCCAAAACCUCAUGCCAGGCUACAACUGCAGUUGCACGGAUGGGCGUUACGGACGCCACUGUGAAAAGUCCACCUGGGGAUUCGGUGAUCUUUCGUUCAUGGCUUUCCCCACGCUGGAUGCCGUCACUAACGACAUCACCAUCACUUUUGCCACCACCAAGCCGGAUUCACUUCUCUUGUACAAUUUCGGGCUUCAAACUAUGGGAAGGAGCGACUUUGUUGCCCUCGAACUAGUGCAGGGGCGUGCGGUUUUUAGUUUUGGCGGAGCCCGUAGCGCUAUCAUCUCCAUAACUGCCACCGGUCGUAAUGGUCGUGCCUUGGCCGAUGGAAACUGGCAUCGAAUUACAGCCACCCGCAAUGGAAAAGUGGUGUCGCUGAACGUGGGAAGUUGUGGGGAAAAUGGGGAUUUAUGCGAGGACUGUCGGCCUGGUGAUGGCGGGUGUUACACGGAAAACAGCGGAGAUACUGGCACCCUGAACUUCAACAACCAACCGCUUUUGAUUGGUGGGCUUAACAGCCCCGAUCCGGUCUUGGAGCGCCCAGGGCAAGUGCGCAGUGACGAUUUUGUCGGUUGUCUUCAAGGCGUGUCGAUCAAUGGGCGCGCCUUGAACCUAAGCCGUCCCUUGCAGGCGGAAGGGGUCGUCAACAAAUGUGUGCGCAGCUUGAACUGCGCAAAAAGCCCAGCAGCUAUCGACAGCUGCGCAGGUUUUGGGCAAUGCAUCGACCGUUGGACUCACUCUGUAUGUACUUGCGGGACGGACCUUCUAGUCCCCAACUGUCAAAGCGCUUUGGAAUCCAUCAGCCUGCGAGAUGGCAGUUUUGUGGAACUUCCCAUAACGAAAAAGCACAAACGGAUGCAGCUGCUGGAGAACAUGUACAUGGGCAGCACCCUGUGGUCCCACCAAAGAGCUAGAAGAGCGUCGUCAAGUGUUAGCGACCCUUCAGACCGCAGUGCCAGGUCAUCAGCACUCACGCCCGACAAAACGCUCAGUUUUCUUUUCAAAACUGUCAAGGACAGUGGCUUGCUGCUCUAUGCCACCUCUAACCGGCACUUCACUUCGGUGGAAAUCGUUAAAGGUCGGCUACUCUACAUCAGCAAAACGUCAUCCAUUGUCAACAUGACAGAUAACGAUCGCUAUGUGAACGACGGUGCGUGGCACAAUUUGACGCUCCACAUCAGGCUGCGCAGCCUUCAAGUGAUCUUCGAUGGUAAUCGGUUGGGUGAAGAACUGGAUUCGGCUGGAGUUCAUGACUUCCUCGACCCCUAUUUGACGUACUUGUCACUGGGAGGCGCUCAGCGCGCUUUCUACUACGUGAACGCAAGUUUUCCGCAGUUUUUCCAUGGCUGUCUUUCCAACUUUACCAUCAAUCGCGAGAUUCAACCUUUCGACGGAUCGGGCAGUGUGUUUUCCGAAAUAAUACAAAAAGGCGACGUUGUGGCAGGGUGUAACGGAAUUCUUGGGGCGGGCAAUGCAGCCAUUCAGGAUCCGUUAAGCAUCGGAAUCACCUUGGUGAUUGUGUUUUUCGUGGUGCUUUUGGUGGCCAUUCUGGUCUCAUUUGUUGUGUUCAGGCUGCGCAAGCAGUACAAAGAGAAAACAGGAAGCCCCAAUAGCUCCAAUAACAUUCACUCAAAGCAGAAUGGCGGCCACAGCCUUGGAACAGUUGGCAAGUUUUUUUACAGUUUUCCAUCAAAAUAUGGUCUAAUGGAUUUUCUUAUCUCAGCAGCAAAUGACGGUGUCCUAUCGAGAAAUCUGCACUCAAUGGACAGCUCAAUGACUUAUCACACAGACGGCGAUGUGAUUCGUGGCAUCGGCUGUGACGUGAUUCGUGGGCCGGAGCUGCUGCCGAAGAAGUUCAAAGAGCGCGACAUUCACCAGGGCAAUGAUCUGCCACGGCCCCAGCGGCCGGACAUAAUUGAACGAGAAGUCGUCACUAAAUCUCCGCCAAUGAGAGACGACUUGCACCCGCCCCUUCCGCCUUCGGCCAAUCACGGGCACGAUCACGCCUCCAACGAUAUGGGCGGGGACAUGCCCGAACACUACGACCUUGAGAACGCCAGUAGUAUCGCGCCCUCUGACAUCGACAUUGUGUACCACUACAAAGGAUUCCGGGAGGGUGGCGGAGUGCGGAAGUUCAAGGCUACGCCGACGGGGUACCAUCACAAGCACGGUCCGGCAAACACGCAGGCGCAACACCGGCAUUCGCCCCACCAUCCAAGCGGAUUUGUGCCGCGUGCCCCGCCUGUAGCCACGCCUACAGCUCGCGGCCACCAGUCCACUCCCCUGGCUCGACUCAGCCCCAGCAGCGAAAUGUCGGCGCAGCAGCCGCGCAUCCUCACCCUGCACGACAUCAGCGGGAAACCGUUGCAAAGCGCCCUAUUGGCUACUACAUCGAGUAGUGGGGGUGUGGGCAAGGACGCGUUGCAUAGCAACAGCGAACGCAGCCUUAAUAGUCCGGUUAUGUCCCAGUUAAGCGGACGGAGUAGCAGCAGGAAAACUGCUGCGCCACCGCCUGUUUCUUCAACGUCGCCUGCCAUGGGACUGACCGCGGAAGAAAUCGAGAGACUGAACCAAAGAGCUCGAAAUUCCAGCUUAAUUUCCACGUUGGAGGCCGUUUCCAUUAGUAGCGAGGUUCCACGAGUGGGAGGGAGCAAUCAUUUGAGUAACCAUAUGCGUCACAGUCCAGUGGCGGAGACGCAUAACAGCUCGACUAGUACGGAUGAGAGCGGAAAUGACUCGUUCACCUGCUCGGAGAUUGAAUACGACAAUGCGAGUCUGCCGGGUGACGACAAAUAUAAGCCUAAUGAGAAACAGUCGGGGUGUGGUAGUAAAAGUAACAUUCCGCCUCCAUCCUGUGAUGGGUUUGACUCCUCGUAUCGGGGUUCAAUGAGUACAUUGGUUGCGUCGGAUGACGAGCUAGGAGGGCCCCUCUAUAGAGCGGGAACUGGAAGCCCGCCCAGUACGGCCUUGGGAUGGGACUACCUACUAAAUUGGGGCCCAAAUUUCGAAAGUCUAGCGGGAGUUUUCAAAGACAUUGCCGAGCUACCCGACACGAUGAACAGUCGAGUGCCCAACUCGCUAAGACUGACUAAUAACAAUAAGCCGAGUGAGGAGUAUGUGUGAGAUUUUGUGCCGUAUUUUUGUGCCUAAUAGUCUGAUUGUGCCGUCAAGUUUAGGCCCUGGUGCCAUAUUUUUCACGCUCUCUGGGCGACUUGGAUCCGAACCAGUAUGUUUCCGUUUGGAUAGACAAGUCUGGAGAGCAAACUAUUCUCUUGGAAAAUUGUGUUUCCGCAGGUACAACUUUCCUCAAAGAACAGGUUUUCCAAAAUUGUUCCAUAUAUAGAGCUAGUUCAUAAAUUUCGAACUAGUUCGAACUCUGUGCCAACAGGCUGGUCUCACGGCGACAUGCUAGUUGUCGUGCCAGUUCGAGGUCGCAACUGCGCAACGCCAAUCCCGAAAGACUGUUUUUAAAAAAUUAUCGUGCAAAAUGUAAAUGCAAACCCUUACCAAGACAUCCUUGCAUCAAGGACGUGUUUUCUUGCCAUAUUUUACUGUGUAAUAUUUUUUUACCCUUGAACAAAGAUUACUUCCUAUUGUUAAAAGACUUAUAUCUAUCUAGAAUGUACAUAAAAGUAAAGUCAUUUUUUACUGUAAUAAGUCGUAGAUAGGGAUAUGUAAAAUGUAAAAUAUAACUUCAGAUUCUUAUACUUGAAAGAAGAUAGUUUUAUAA
Messenger RNA from Dendroctonus ponderosae (mountain pine beetle), 16328 nucleotides. It is a transcript of the gene ft, whose product is annotated as cadherin-related tumor suppressor. Gene Ontology annotation, cellular component: cell-cell junction; plasma membrane. Gene Ontology annotation, biological process: homophilic cell-cell adhesion. The record is from RefSeq and is a predicted model, not a curated record. Lineage: Eukaryota; Metazoa; Arthropoda; Insecta; Coleoptera; Curculionidae. Gene Ontology annotation, molecular function: calcium ion binding. The transcript has 42 exons. Bases 395 to 15721 code for a protein of 5108 amino acids.